Messenger RNA from Cicer arietinum (chickpea), 1289 nucleotides. RefSeq names its product frataxin, mitochondrial. Gene Ontology annotation, biological process: iron incorporation into metallo-sulfur cluster; intracellular iron ion homeostasis. The record is from RefSeq and is a predicted model, not a curated record. Lineage: Eukaryota; Viridiplantae; Streptophyta; Magnoliopsida; Fabales; Fabaceae. Gene Ontology annotation, cellular component: mitochondrion. Gene Ontology annotation, molecular function: 2 iron, 2 sulfur cluster binding; ferroxidase activity; ferric iron binding.
AAAUAUCUUUUGACCUUCACAUUUCUACAGUAUUCACGACCACGACAGACUUACCCUUCACCACUUCAAUCUCUACCAUCUUUUCUCUCUACUACAAUUUUCGGUGAAACACAGCACAACAUAUACCCCAUUUCCUUCAACGCACAUACGAAGGAGACGAAUCCAAAAUACCAAUUAAGAACUGGGGCUUCAUCUUUCUUCUUUUCUACCUUGUUUACGCUGAGGGAACCAAGCCAUGGCCUCCAAGCUGCUUUUGCAGAGAAGGCUCUUCAGGUUCUUGCAACUUUCGCCAUCUUCCUUUUGUUCCUCGUCUUCUUCUUCCAUUGGGUCCCCAUGCCAUUCUGUCAAAGCAGCAGAAACCCUAAGUCUCUCAACUUCUUCUAGAAGCUUCUGCUCUCAGAAGUCCAAUCUUGUUGAUGAAUCUCAUGGCCCCACACCUAUUGAUUACCGUUCUCUACUAGAGGAGGGUGAAUUCCAUAGCCUGGCUGAUACCACGAUACAUAGCCUUCAAGAGAAAUUUGAGGACUAUGGAGACUCUAUUGACCUUGAUGGAUUUGACAUAGACUAUGGGAAUGAUGUUUUGACUAUCAAACUUGGGGAGCUGGGCACCUACGUAUUGAACAAACAGACACCAAAUAGACAACUUUGGCUGUCUUCACCAGUGAGUGGUCCGUCUAGGUUUGAUUGGGAUCAGGAUACUAAAGCAUGGAUUUAUAGGCGGAACAAAGCAAAGUUAUAUAAAAUUUUAGAAGUUGAGUUAGAGCAGCUGUGUGGCAAACCUAUUGUUCUUUCCUAAGCUGUUGAGAAUCUGCUGCCUAAUCUUAAUUUUAAAUUUAAAAGGGAAAUCAUUGGACGAUGUUGACGAUUCUUUGGCGUUCCGAUUUAAGCAUUGUUUGCUCCUUUGCUGCCUUUAAGGGAAUUAAUUAUUAUAUCAGUUCUUUUACAGUCGUGAAGUGAUUGUAUCUUCUAAAUAAUCGGCUCUACAUAAAAUUCAUGUGGCAAUAUGUUGGCAUUAGUUUACUGUUUUGAAGAAUUACAAUUGCAACGGAAAUUGUUGUUAGUUAGUUAGCAUCUUAUUUGAGAUUUAGACACAUAGAUAAGUAUGCUUGAAUUAUUUAUAAAAAUGUAGUCGAGAAGUAGUUAAUAAUCCCUCCAAAUGGUUGUUUCGAUGGGUGUGGCGAGUACCUCCAGAAGCACUUAAUUCCUGAAGUUUUUUAUUUGACAGAACUUUGUUGUUAACUUGUUAUCACAAUUACAAAGGCUAUGGAAUAUGGUAUGUUAGACUCCUA